AUCCCAUAGUGACAACCAGCUUGUCACUUGCAUGUUUGGCUCAUUUGCAAAACGGUUAUCAUUGCCCACCGUGCGACGCUACAGCAAAUCUUUCACAAUGUCUCUCAAAGCAAUCUCGGCAAAAGAUGCCGCCUCACUCGACAAAGAUCUCAUGGAUAUGGGCGGCUGGUCCCUCGAUCAGCUAAUGGAGCUGGCGGGUCUUUCUGUGUCGCAAGCUGUAUGGAAAGUUCAUCCCCUCAGCGCAGGCCCAAAUGUCCUCGUGGUGUGUGGACCCGGUAAUAAUGGCGGAGAUGGCCUCGUAGCAGCCAGACACCUCGCACAAUACGGAUACAAACCAUCAGUCUACUAUCCUAAAGAAGGCAAAAAUGAGCUGUACCAGCGCCUCAAGACCCAACUCCAUAACCUUUCCGUCCCCUUCAUAACAGACUUCGAUGCCGCUUUAAAAGAUACAGAUUUCCUCGUCGAUGCCAUUUUUGGCUUCUCCUUCGGUGGGCCACUCCGUGAUCCAUUCGGUUCCAUCGUUUCGCGCAUCGAGUCUUCCAAUAUUCCCGUGCUCAGUGUUGAUGCGCCUAGUUCAUGGGAUAUCCAGAGCGGUCCACCGAAGGAAGGGCCGGGUGCUAAGUUCAUGCCCAAGGCAUUGAUUAGUUUGACGGCACCGAAGCCUUGUGUGAAGUUCUAUUCGGGACGGCAUUUUGUUGGAGGCAGGUUUUUAUCCAAAGAUAUCACAGAUAAGUAUGGAUUGGAUAUGCCCCCGUACCCGGGGAUUGAGCAGGUCCUGGAGGUGAAGGUUGAUGCAGAGGGAAGACUUUAA
Penicillium pulvis is the source of this 811-nucleotide messenger RNA. RefSeq names its product NADHX epimerase. The transcript is spliced from 4 exons. NCBI's taxonomy places the organism in Eukaryota, Fungi, Ascomycota, Eurotiomycetes, Eurotiales, Aspergillaceae. The coding region runs from base 32 to 811 and encodes 259 amino acids. Gene Ontology annotation, molecular function: NAD(P)HX epimerase activity. Gene Ontology annotation, cellular component: mitochondrion. The record is from RefSeq and is a predicted model, not a curated record.